Archocentrus centrarchus (flier cichlid) is the source of this 1552-nucleotide messenger RNA. RefSeq names its product nuclear factor 7, brain-like. The record is from RefSeq and is a predicted model, not a curated record. Bases 121 to 1536 code for a protein of 471 amino acids. NCBI's taxonomy places the organism in Eukaryota, Metazoa, Chordata, Actinopteri, Cichliformes, Cichlidae. Gene Ontology annotation, molecular function: zinc ion binding; protein binding. The transcript has a single exon.
ACUGAGCUGAGACGCCAUCACAGGGCGUCAGAUCUCUGCUGAAAAACACACAUUUGGAGGAUUUUAAUCAGACGGUUCAACAAACAGCAGUUUGGUGAGUUACAGAUACUCAAAGAUCAAAUGGCUGAGAAACUUCUUGAAAGUUACCUGAGCUGCCACGUGUGCUCAGAGACUUUCAGAGAUCCUGUGUCUCUGAGCUGCGGCCACAGCUUCUGUUCAAGCUGCCUGCAGAAAUUCUGGGAACAAGCUAAAAACAAAAACUGUCCCAUUUGUAAAAGAAGAUCCUCAAAGGAUCUUCCAGAUGUGAACUUUACUCUGAAAGAACUUGCUGAUUCAUUUGCUGGCAGACAGAAAGCUGGAUCAUCUGAGACAGAAAAGGGAGAGAAGAAAUUAAUGUCAGUGUGCAGUAAACACCAAGAAGAGCCUAAACUGUUCUGUGUGGAUGAAGAUAGAGCUGUGUGUCCUGUGUGUGAGUUUUCUCUCCAUCAGAGUCACAAAGUGGUUCCUGUAGAAGAAGCAGUCAGUGACCUGAAGGAGCAGCUGAAAUCUGCCUUAAAGUCUCUGCAGGACAAGAGGAACAAAUACAAACAAGUGGAGAAAACCUACAAUGAAGUGAUUGAACACUCCAAGAAGCAGCUGUUGUCCACAGAGAGGCAGAUCAGAGCAGAGUUCAACAAGCUCCACCAGUUCCUGAGAGAGGAAGAGGAGUCCAGACUGGCAGCUCUGAGGGAGGAAGAGGAGCAGAAGGGGAGGACUAUGAGCAGAGAGAUGAAGAUGAUUGAGGAGCAGAUCUCCUCUCUGUCAGACAGCAUCUCUGCUGUUGAAGAAGAGCUGCAGAAACACAGCGUGCCAUUCCUCAGCAGUUAUAAAGCCACUCAGAGCAGAGCCAGAGCCCAGAGCUCACUGUCAGAUCCACAGCUGCUCUCAGGAGCACUGAUAGAUGUGGCCAAACACCUGGGAAACCUGUCCUUCAGAGUGUGGGAGAAGAUCAAGGAGAAGCUCCACUUCAGUCCUGUCAUUCUGGACCCAAACACUGCAAACCCCUGUCUCUGUCUGUCUGAUGAUCUGACCAGUGUGAGACGUGGAGACACAAAGCAGCAGCUUCCUGACAAUCCAGAGAGAAACACUAAGUAUGCCGAUGUUUUUGGCUCUGAGGGCUUCAGCUCAGGGAAACACAGCUGGGAGGUGGAGGUGGGAGACCAUCCUGACUGGACUGUGGGUGUAGUUAAAGAGUCAGUCGACAGGAAGGUAAAGCUUUUCAUCACACCAGAAUAUGGAAUCUGGUGUUUAAAUCAUGACAGUGGAAAAUACACUAAUGGUUGUGGUCAGACUGUGACAGUGAAGAAGAGUCUCCAGAGGAUCAGAGUCCAGCUGAACUAUGACAGGGGGAAGGUGUCCUUCUACAACCCUGAAGACAUGACUCACAUCUACACUCACAGACACACUUUCACUGAGAAACUCUUCCCAUAUUUCAGUGUUGGAAAAUCAGGAGACGCCAAAACCUGUGAUAUCCAAAUGUGUCAGAUUUCACAGUAAAGUGAUUCUUUUUUAA